AUGGAGCAGGGCGGGCGCCGCCGGGCCUUCGGCAGCAUCUGCCCCAACAGGGUCCGGGGUCCGCCCGCCAGCCUCGCCAAGAAGCCGGCCCGGCCUGGCGGGGGCACGGCGGGGACCCCUCCGGCCGCCCUGAGCCCCCGGGCGCCCCCGCCCCGCCCGCGCCGUAGCGGCGCCCCGCCGGCCCCCGCCGCACCCGCCCUCGACACAUCCACCUUAUUGCCACUGCCACUGGACUGCACUGACUUUGAUUUCUCACUUGGUGAGGAGGUGGCCUUUGGCUCCUGCACCCCACAGCUGGAGAGCAGCAUGCUGGCACAGAUGCCCCCACAGCGUCUGCUUUCCCCCAAGGCUUCCCCCAAGGCAUGCUGGAGGGGCCUGGCAGGCCAGCACCAGAAAUCACUGGGAGAUGCCCUGGAGGCAAAUAGCCAGCUGCGGGAGACCCUCACACAGAGGCAGGAGGAGCUGGCAACGCUGCAGGAGAGCAACGUGCAGCUGAAGGAGCUGGCGAGCCAGGCCAGGCAGCUGGCUGCCAUCCUUGAGACGCUGGUGCUCCCGCAGCGCGCCGACGGGGCGGCCCUUCCUCCUGCUCUUCAUCCUCCACCUCCUCUUCAUCCUCCGCCUCCUGGUCCCGCCGCCGCCAGGAUGUGGGGCGGGCGCGGGCGGCCGGAGCCGUGGGAGGAGGCGGCGGGCGUGGACGCCAUGCUGCGGCAGGUGUCGGAGCAGUGCCGCGCUGCCCUGCGGAGCCUAGGGACCAGCCCGGGGGACGGCCGUGGGUGCAGCCCGGGGACCAGCCCCACGGCCAAGCGCCCGCGGCCGGCCCCGCGCUUGCACGGCGCCUUCCGCGGGCUGCGCACCGGCGGCGCCGCCCCACCGGCGGGCCCCGGGGGGCUGGAGGGGGGCGGCAGCCUGCGGGCGGCGCUGGGGGAGGGGGGCGGCAUCCGCACCCUGGCCUUCCCGCAGGGCAACGCCUUCACCCUCCGCACCGCCGCCGGCGGGUACCGCUUCCGCUGGGUGCCGCGCUGA
Molecule: messenger RNA, 1023 nt
Organism: Falco peregrinus (peregrine falcon)
Lineage: Eukaryota; Metazoa; Chordata; Aves; Falconiformes; Falconidae
Gene: MCIDAS
Product: multiciliate differentiation and DNA synthesis associated cell cycle protein
Exons: 4
Coding region: 1-1023 (340 amino acids)
Biological process (GO): negative regulation of cell cycle; negative regulation of DNA replication
Cellular component (GO): nucleus
Source: RefSeq, a predicted model, not a curated record